AUGCCCACCCUCGCGGAUCCGGACGCGUAUGGCAUCGACGACCACCCCUCUUCCUCUUCCGAUGACGAUGAUGGAUUGAAUCUGGACGAUGAACCGGAGUCUGGACGUCGCGAGGCGAGGACUCCACGCUUUCCGGGGGAGGAUCGGACGCCUACGACGGAGAGGGAGUUGAAGGGGUGGUAUUUUGCGGGGUUGGCGGCGGAGGUUUAUGCUGUUUGUGGGGUUGGCUCCUUCGCACCAGUCACACUCGAGCAACUCGCUCGGGAAGCUGGCGUACUUCGCUCAGAUGGCGUGACACCCUGUAUUGUUCCGAAAGGCUCCACUCCUUCAGCCCGACACAUCGUCCGUUCCCUUUUCGCUCGAGCAGAUGAGAGCAAUCAAUGCGUCGUCUACCCUUUCGGCCACAUGGUCAGCAGUAGCAGUUUCGCACUCUACACAUUCAGCGCGGCGGUCUUCGUGCAGGCUCUAGUCCUCAUCAGCUUCAGUCCAGUCGCGGAUUAUGGAACAUACCGCAAACGCCUCCUCCUAACCUUCGCCUUCACCGGCGCCAUCGCAACAAUGGCCAUGCUCCUCAUCUUCCCUUCCAUCUACUACAUCGGCUCCCUCCUCACCAUCAUCGCAGUCGUCUGCCUCGGCUCCGUCUUCGUCCUGCUCAACUCCUUCCUCCCCCUCCUCGCCUCCAACCACCCCACCGUAACCGCCAAGUCCCGCUCCCUCCCCUCCCACCCUGGCCCAUCCACAUCCACCUCCCCCGCCCUCACCCUCUCCACAUCCAUCUCCUCCCGCGGCGUCGGCCUCGGCUACAUCGCCGCAGUCUCCGUCCAAAUCCUCUGCAUCCUCCUCCUCAUCACCCUCAAACGCGCUCACUUCCUCUCCGAAUCCACCCCUUUACGAAUCCUCCUCCUCCUCGUCGGAAUCUGCUGGGCAACCAUGACCCUCCCCGCAGUCCUCUACCUCCGCAACCGUCCCGGCCCCGUGCUCUCAAUCCCUCACUCCCGCCUCCCCCCGUUCCUCCAAUACCUCAUCUUCGCCUGGUCCUCCGUCUACACCACCCUCCUCACGGCCCUCCGCCUGCGCCAAACAAUCCUCUUCCUCAUCGCCUGGUUCCUCCUCUCCGACGCCAUCGCCACCGUCUCCGGUACAGCCAUCCUCUUCGCGCGCACAGAACUCCACCUUUCCACCAUCCAAGUCGCCCUCUUAUCCAUAACCGCGACCGUCUCCGGCAUCGCGGGCGCCUUCGCCUGGCCCCGCAUCUCCCGCGCCUACGCCCUCGAAACGAAAUCCACCAUCCUCGCCUGCAUUCUCCUCAUGGAAAUCAUCCCCCUGUACGGACUCCUCGGUUUCCUCCCUCCAAUCCGCGCCCUCGGAUUCCUCGGUCUCCAACAGCCGUGGGAAAUCUACCCCCUCGGCGUGGUCCACGGUUUCGUAAUGGGUGGCCUAUCAUCCUACUGUCGAGCCUUUUACGGGGAAAUUAUCCCCCCUGGUUCGGAAGCUGCGUUUUAUGCGCUGUACGCCAUCACGGAUAAAGGAAGUUCCGCCGUCGGGCCCGCGAUUGUGGGGGUCAUUGUGGAUCGGGUGGGGAGUAUACGGCCGGCGUUUGGGUUUUUGGCGGUGCUGAUUUUAUUGCCGUUGCCGAUUGUGUGGAGGAUUGAUGUUAAGAGGGGGAGGGAGGAGGCUGUGGCGUUGAGUAAAUUGAGGGUGCCGGUUGAUGUGAGCGUCAGACUGGAUGAGAUGAAUGGGAGUGCGGCGGAGGGGUUGUUGGGUGGGAGGAGGGAGGGGGCGUGA
This is a messenger RNA of Zymoseptoria tritici IPO323, 1785 nucleotides long. RefSeq lists its product as uncharacterized. Gene Ontology annotation, biological process: amino acid transmembrane export from vacuole. The record is from RefSeq and is a predicted model, not a curated record. The transcript is spliced from 3 exons. Lineage: Eukaryota; Fungi; Ascomycota; Dothideomycetes; Mycosphaerellales; Mycosphaerellaceae. Bases 1 to 1785 code for a protein of 594 amino acids.